Molecule: messenger RNA, 966 nt
Organism: Camelina sativa (false flax)
Lineage: Eukaryota; Viridiplantae; Streptophyta; Magnoliopsida; Brassicales; Brassicaceae
Source: RefSeq, a predicted model, not a curated record
AUGAAUGAGAGUGGCAAACGCAAGGGAGGCAAACACAAGAGCGUCGAACGUGAGUGCAACGAGCGCGAGGGAGUCGAGCGUGAGGGUAGCGAGCGCGAGAGCAUAAGUGAGCGGAUCGGCACCGAUGAGCUCAGCGUUAGUGAAGUCGGGUUUCCUACGAACGAGACGUUAGCUCGGCAUGUGGAGAUUGGCGCCGAGAUCGACGUGUCGAGAGAAUCUGAGAUCGACUCGAGAGAUCCGCGUGCUGGGUUUACAGAUGAAGGUGGCGAGCUAAGUCGAGAUGGGUUGAGUGGCGAGCUCGGCGGAAAGCGCCAUAUCUCUUCUCGUGGGAGUGAUGAGGUUGCUGAUCGGCAGUUUGCGGUCGCCGCGGGUUUAAGAGGAGAUGAGCUCGGCAUAAGGGAAAUAGAGGUCGAUGAGGAAGGACUCGGGGUCGGCACUGAUGAGCUCGGCGGUGGUGAAGUCGGAGGUCGCCGCGCAGAGUUCGUCAGUUCGAGCUCGGCAAGAUCGAAGGUGGCUUCCGGUUCCUCUCUCGGGGUUGGCUCUGGUAUCGCGAUUGGCUCUCGGGAGGUCGGCAUAUGUCGAGUGCGGAUUGUCAGAUCGGCGAGAUCCGAUGAUGUUGACGCCGACCACGGGAUUCUCAUAGCGAGUGAAGAUGAUGGUGGUUUCAACGAUGGCAAUGCCGAUCUGAUGAUGGGAGGCCGGCCCAAGGCAAGAUCCGGGAAUGUGGUUGAUGAAAGAAAUGUCAAGGUUGGCCUUGUAAGGAUCGAAGGGUGGUGCGACGAGGUCGGCAUUGAUGAGCUCGGCAAUAGAAGUGACGAGCUCGGCAAUGGUGAUGAGGUUGGCAUUGACGAGCCUGGAAAUGAUGAGAUCAGCAAUGGGGAGCUUUGCAUAGCGAUUGCCGAUCUUUUCGGGAGACGGUCGAUGAGCUGGAGUUCGAUGUGCCUUCCAAUGCCGAUCUGGGGAUAG